UCCCUCUUACCGAAACAGCGCGAAGUUUCGAAGCUGCUCCCCGAAGUGACUUUACUAAAUGGCUGAAAAACCUGUAAAGUCUAAACUGAAGCGAAAGAAAUCCUCAGUGGAAGGUCUUCAGCCAGACUUUUGUCCAAGAGGAACACAGAGGAAGAGUCCUCUGGUCCCCGGUGACAGGACAGCGGAGCCCGGGAGGUCUGUGGUUCCUGCAGCAGCUUGGUGGAACAAAGAGCAGCUUCCUGCUGUGGAGGCUCUGUGGGCGUUAACGCUGAAGUCUACUCAGCUCUACCUGCAGGACCAGAACUGGGACCUCAUCCCUGAUCUUCCAGAACCAUCCACAGCUAGACCCUCAGCUCUAGAGGAGGAUGAUCAGCGCUGGUGUGACCUCAACGAGGAGGUCGCUCCCUUCCCUGAACCGUCUCUGAGGACUUCAUCUAGUCCAGGUCCUCUCAGGCUCACCCCCUCCCAGCAGGACCUCCCAGUACAGACUCUACCUGAGCCGUCCUCCCACAGCAGGAAAAGUCUCGACGUCAGAACAUCUGUUCAAACGUCCACUAAGAGAACCUCCAGUGUAGGAGGAGAAGAGGAGAGGAAAGCAGGAGAGCGAGGAAGACAAAGACCGCUGAUACCUGACAGCCCAGUGGAGGAGGAGGAGGGUGAAUAUGAAGAAGAGCUGAUGGAGGUUAAAGAAGCGGGGGAGGAGGGAGGUGUCAGAGGAGGAGGGCGUCUGCAGAGCUGCCCCAUGUGUCUGCUGGCAUUCCCUGCUGGGUUCACACAGAUGGACUGUGACGGCCACCUGGCCCAGUGUCUGUCUGAGGUGAACGUGGACGUCACCUGGUGAGGGGGUAGGACUCUGGCUGCUGUCCAGGAGCUACAAGCUGCACAGAUACCCCGCAUCACCCCCCCUACAGGCUGGUAUCAUAUAGAGAAGGACACACCCAGACUCUCUACAUCAAUGCAUCCUGCACACACGUGGUUAUAAUCAUGUUAUAUUUAUUUAAAACAAGCGAACAUUUAAAACUCUGCACUUUGUGACAUUCAAACAUAUUCAGUGAAUCAGGAUGUAGUUAACGCUCCACAAACAUUUCAGUUGUUUCAGCAGCUGACACCUAGUGUUUAAAAUGGGUACUGCAGUCUAAAUUCUAAACAUUG
Labrus bergylta (ballan wrasse) is the source of this 1152-nucleotide messenger RNA. Lineage: Eukaryota; Metazoa; Chordata; Actinopteri; Labriformes; Labridae. The record is from RefSeq and is a predicted model, not a curated record.